AUUGUAACAAAUAACAAACCCUUAAUCUACAUUCAAAGGCUCGGGAUUCAGCCGAGGAAGGGAAAGCAGCAAAAUGUCGUCGCUUUUGCAGUCACUUUUGGAUCCGAAAAAGAGCUGGUUGGCAUCCCUGCAUAUGAAAACCCUUACCAACCGCCUCAGCAAAUACGGCCUUCGUUACGACGAUCUGUACGAUCCUUACUACGAUUUGGAUAUCAAGGAAGCGUUGAACAGGCUGCCUCGUGAGAUCGUCGAUGCCCGUAACCAACGCCUUAAGCGUGCAAUUGACCUCUCCAUGAAGCACGAGUAUCUCCCUCAAGAUCUUCAGAAAAUGCAGACACCAUUUAGGAGCUAUCUUCAAGACAUGCUUGCUCUUGUGAAGAAGGAGAAUGCAGAGCGUGAAGCAUUGGGAGCAUUGCCUCUCUAUCAGCGAACCAUUCCUUGAGGGUUUUUGAGUCGUAUUUCGUAGUUACUGCAUGUUGAAUGGUAUUCCGAUAUCAGAACUGCACCAUGAAUUUCACCUUUUCCUAAUUUUGGCUGGUUAAACAUUCAUCUGUGCCAGUUUUUGAAUUGAAUUGUUGAUUGAGCUUAGUCUGUUGCCAACUUCCCAAUAAGAUACAGAACUGUGAACCGCAUUUACGCAUUUGAAUGCAAGCAAAGAAAUUCUAGAAUAAAAGAACCUUGUUAUCAAGAA
Hibiscus syriacus is the source of this 691-nucleotide messenger RNA. RefSeq names its product cytochrome b-c1 complex subunit 7-2, mitochondrial-like. The record is from RefSeq and is a predicted model, not a curated record. The transcript is spliced from 4 exons. NCBI's taxonomy places the organism in Eukaryota, Viridiplantae, Streptophyta, Magnoliopsida, Malvales, Malvaceae. Bases 74 to 442 code for a protein of 122 amino acids. Gene Ontology annotation, biological process: mitochondrial electron transport, ubiquinol to cytochrome c.